UCGCGAGACUGGCGCGCUAUAGCUCCGAGAGUUUUUCCAGGUCAACAUUGAUAAAUUGACAGCUGAUUGAUACAAAUAUCCGCCGCUGACAAGCGAGUAGGCUGUCUGAAUGGCUAAGGUGGAGCUGUCGCCGCUGCGGUCGUGGGACGACUUCCUCCCCGGCUGGGAGCGCUUCGGCCGGCCGGACACGCGAGAUCUGACCCGCUGGAGCAACAGGGUCGUCAGCAACCUGCUGUAUUACCAGACUAAUUACCUGGCUCUGGCCGGCGCUGCCUUCCUCACCGCAGGGUUGGUGAACCCUGUGGAGAUGUUCACGGCCCUGGUCGUGGUGUCAGGCGUCAGUCUGGCUUCCCUCUGGGCCGGACAGAACAGAACUGCAAUAAGCACCUGGCAGAGGCAGAACCCCGCCGCCUUUGUGAUCGCGGCGGUCGUGGCCGUCUACACACUGAUCUUUGUUCUGGGGAGCCUGCUGGUGUUCAUGCUGGCAGUCACCUUACCUCUGUCUCUGGUAUUUGCACAUGCCUCCUUUCGGCUCCGAAACAUGAAGAACAAACUGGAAAACAAGAUAGAAUGUGCCGGACUGAAGAGGUCACCGAUGGGCAACAUCUUGGACUUCCUGUUUCAGCAAGAGCAGAACUUUCAGAAGAUCCAGACCUUUCUGGACGGAAAGCGGCAGGAGUGAGAAGCACGUGUCCAGAUUUUGACUAAAGAUUGACGUUUUACUCAAAAGUUGUUCCUCCUCUAAACCUUUUCUUGUGACUGUGAACUUGAGACUGUGAACCGAAGGGUUUUGUUUGUACCUCAGGGUAUCUUGAGUCACUCCGAACUUGUCAGGGGACUCCUCCAUCAGGGAUGGGGGCAUCUCAGUGCUGCUGCACAGCUCUGCUCUGCAACGGUGCUGCAGCUUUGCUGCAGAAAUGUGUGUUUGAUCAGUCUCAGAACGCCGUCACGUCCGCCCGUUCGGGCUGAAGUUUAACUGUGGAAGAAUUUACAAACGUUGCCCUUUUCACAAGAGCUAGAAACUGCACAUGUAGCAGAUGUUACCGGAUUGUUUUUGUGUGUUUUGAAGGACAUGUCCUCACUUUCAGUCUAACAGUUUUCCUUACUUCUCAUUUGAAUAAAAAAACCAACCAACCUCGUGCUCAUGCAAAUAAAGAGAAUAAAAGAAAGAUGUUGGCAGUACUUUGAGUGAAGCCU
This is a messenger RNA of Cololabis saira (Pacific saury), 1197 nucleotides long. It is a transcript of the gene arl6ip5a, whose product is annotated as ADP-ribosylation factor-like 6 interacting protein 5a. Gene Ontology annotation, biological process: negative regulation of transport. The transcript has 3 exons. Gene Ontology annotation, cellular component: membrane. The record is from RefSeq and is a predicted model, not a curated record. Bases 110 to 682 code for a protein of 190 amino acids. Lineage: Eukaryota; Metazoa; Chordata; Actinopteri; Beloniformes; Belonidae.